Messenger RNA from Trematomus bernacchii (emerald rockcod), 1157 nucleotides. RefSeq names its product C1D nuclear receptor corepressor (gene c1d). NCBI's taxonomy places the organism in Eukaryota, Metazoa, Chordata, Actinopteri, Perciformes, Nototheniidae. Gene Ontology annotation, cellular component: exosome (RNase complex); nucleolus. The record is from RefSeq and is a predicted model, not a curated record. Gene Ontology annotation, molecular function: RNA binding; DNA binding. Bases 91 to 555 code for a protein of 154 amino acids. Gene Ontology annotation, biological process: maturation of 5.8S rRNA; regulation of gene expression. The transcript is spliced from 5 exons.
CGGCAGUACAGAAGAAAAAUAAGACAGGCUGUGUUGUUUACUGACGUCACUUCCGGUCUGCCAAAGCGUGGUGUGUGCUAAAAAAGGAACAUGGCAGCGGACGGCAAAACGGAGGACUACCCUCACGAGAUAGACGAUCAGCUCACAGGAUUUGACUCCUCAGUUACUGCUAUCAAAACCAUGUUGGACAAGUUGCCCAAGAACGACCUGAUGCAUAAGCUGGACCCUUUGGACCAAGCCAAGCUGGAUCUGAUGUCUGCCUACACCCUUAAUUCAUUAUUCUGGAUGUACUUGGUUACACAAGGAAUUAAUCCAAGAGAGCAUGGAAUCAAACAGGAGUUGGAGCGAAUAAGGACAUACAUGAACAAAGUGAAAGAGAUCACAGACAGGAAGAAAGCUGCCCGUCUGGAUAAGGGAGCUGCGGCACGCUUCGUCAGGAGUGCCCUCUACGAGCCAGACGAAAAAGACUCUAGAAAAAAAUCAGCAUCCAAGAAAGCAGCAGACGCAAAACCUGACACCCCGCAGUUUAAGCGUCCAAAGCAGAGCAGAAGUUAAGAAGGAGCUUUACAGUGUGGUCUCACUGCACUUUGAACCACUUUAGGACACGAACAUUUCUGUCUCACAAAGAAACAAAGCAUCUUCUAUGGUUGUGUUACAGGGUGCAAGACCUGUCAGAUUUCACCAGUCAGCAAAUUAUACUGGAUGUAUCAAAAACACAAGACUUUCUGCCAUCUGUGAAUCACCUUUCAGAUUUUGCUGAACAUAUGUCUGCUUCAAUAUUCAAUAGAUUCAAGGCUAUAAUAUUUUUACAAUGCAAUUUCAUCAUUCAGUUAUUGCCUAAAUCUUAUUCAGGAUUCCAAAACCAUGAAAACAUACAAUUUCCUUUAGAAAGUGAGUAAAACUAAAUACUGACAUAUUUUAAAACGUGUGUGUGUACCAUGUUUUGGAAUAUCUCAUUUAAGAUUGUUCCAUUCCUUCUGUUCGAGGAAUAAGACUUUUCGAUUUUUCUCUUUCUUUUUUAAAGUGAUUCAAUGAAUCAUAAUUUGUUUUUUAAGAGAUGUUUUUUUUACCAGUGCCAUGUGUAAAACAUGUAUUCAUACAACGUUGUUGGUAAUGUAAUACUAUCUUACUGCAUAAAACCACAUCACUCACCAAAA